UGAGAACAUUUAUGAGCCACACUCGGCCCGAAAACUGCACCCAGUUAGCAUCUAUGUAAAUUCACAAAAUCUAUAAAGUAGGACCCAAUUUGCCACUGCCACUGCCAUCUGCCUCGACCUUCGUUUUGGAAGUGGAGGUGCUGCAGCAUGCCUUGCAUAUUUAAUCCUGGCUACAUUGGACCCGAUCCACCCUGCUGUGACCCGGAUUGCCUGGAGGAGGGCCACUGCACGGUUCCGGAGUGCGGAGUUUGCCCGGAGUCCCAGCUACCCCGAUGCAAUCCCGCCCCACAACCCAACAAGGACACGGCGAGGCAGCCACUGAAACAGAAGGCCGAAAAAAAACCGAAGCCCCAGGGGCAGCAAUAGUGGAGAAAAGGCAGUGCUGCAAAGAACUGCAAAUGAACAAUAAAAGCAAUCAAAAUGAGUGGCCUACUUUUUUAUUAUAUACAUAUGUGGUCUACCUAAAUAAAGAUAAAUAAGUUUGCAGCACUCUGGAUUUAAGUGUCAACAA
This is a messenger RNA of Drosophila teissieri, 511 nucleotides long. RefSeq lists its product as uncharacterized. Bases 148 to 366 code for a protein of 72 amino acids. Lineage: Eukaryota; Metazoa; Arthropoda; Insecta; Diptera; Drosophilidae. The record is from RefSeq and is a predicted model, not a curated record. The transcript has 2 exons.